AGCGCCUAACGAAGGUAACGCGAACUAACUUCGGUCAUUACUCGGUCAACAGGGUUUGCUUUAGACUUCCUUGCUUUGAUGCGAACGAUCUCCUGCGGUGACUGGCGGACCGAUGCGAGAACGGCCUACACCUCUGCUCACAUUCUCUGAACCACCUGCUCGACCUAUCACUCGAGAAUUCACCCCUACCUACGACGAUGAUAAACCACUAAGACGUUGGUAUCACAAUGUUCCUCUUUAUGGUGUCAUCGCUCUUCUUGUGUCCCCGCAUCCCUCCCUUUUAUUUGUUCUCAUUCAGCAUUACCUCGUCGUUCUUAAAACGCCUCUCAAAUUCACUGUUCAUCUCCUCGUAAUUUAUACCCUUACAUUCAUGAUGUUCUCAUCCCUCAUCGUCCUUGUCGCACGCGAUCCUGGGCCAGUCACUUUCGAAGAACCGCAAAGUGAUGGCAAUGCGGAAGAAGUGGGUCUCACAGAAGCUUUAAUGUCUCCAGACUUUCUUGCGCCUGGAAGGUUUUGUCGUAUUUGUUGGACUUCAAAACCUGACAGGACCCACCAUUGUUCUUUCUGUGGACGAUGUGUUCUGAAGAUGGAUCACCACUGCCCAUGGCUCGGGAAUCGGUGCAUCGGUCAUCGCACCUAUCCAGCCUUUUUGCAUUUCCUGCUGUGCAUCACUUUGCUUGCUAUGUACGUAGCAGUUCUAUGCGGACAUGCCCUCUAUUAUGCAUUCAACAACCCUUACACUGAUGAAUUUUCACCCGUUCAUGAGAUCGGCUUGGUCUUCGCUGGAGUGACUUUCACCCUAGUUAUUGGCUCGUUCUUCGUCUAUCACCUCUAUCUGGUCUCAACAAAUCAAACAACGUUAGAACAUAUCACACCUUUCCUUCUUUUGCGUUACCUACCCGCAUUACCACACAUGGAGUCCAGUCAUGCACUAUCCGAUCCUCCACUCGAGCACGAACUGUCUUAUAGACAAAGGAGGUUGAUUAAAGAAGCUCAUGGUUAUGUACGAGUAUAUGAUAUUGGCUUUCGAAGGAAUUGGAUACAAGUAGUGGGAUGGAAGGGACCUUACGGCUUGAUGACGCGGUUGCUUUGUGGAGGUGGCAGCAUGGGAGAUGGGAAAUCCUUUCCUCGUGCAACAAAUGUUGAAGAACGUUUAGCAAUUCUGGCCCAAAAAUUGGUGCAAGACAAGUGAUUAAUUCACUUCUUCUAAUAGGUUCACGAUAUACCUGGAUUGUAAUACUUAUUUAUAUUGGACGAUUCUUCGCGCAGAAACCUCUUGUGCAUCACUGUUUAUAUGUUCGGAUAUACUGUAUCCACUCUUCUUUGUAUCCUUGGAAGACCGUGAAUAGCGGGUACCAACGUGUCUUACCUCUACCUUAGGCUUACAAAUGGAUCUGACCUUUGGAAGAAUAAGUGACAAAGCACUCACUUUGCUUUUGGUCUGGACUCUGCAGGACGCGGGGUUGCACGGCUUCUCGCAUCAUCUGAGGAUGUCUCUGCGGGAAG
Lentinula edodes (shiitake mushroom) is the source of this 1506-nucleotide messenger RNA. RefSeq names its product DHHC palmitoyltransferase-domain-containing protein. NCBI's taxonomy places the organism in Eukaryota, Fungi, Basidiomycota, Agaricomycetes, Agaricales, Omphalotaceae. Gene Ontology annotation, biological process: peptidyl-L-cysteine S-palmitoylation; protein targeting to membrane. Gene Ontology annotation, cellular component: endoplasmic reticulum; Golgi apparatus. The transcript is spliced from 6 exons. The record is from RefSeq and is a predicted model, not a curated record. The coding region runs from base 113 to 1192 and encodes 359 amino acids. Gene Ontology annotation, molecular function: protein-cysteine S-palmitoyltransferase activity.